AUGGGAAAGAAUAAAAAGAAGGUUACUAAGGCUAAUAAGCUUCCUAAAAGCGGUGAUGAGUCUUCUGUUGCGAAAAUCGUGGACGAAGUUGCUCAUAAAGAUACCUCUACCACUGCUCCAGUGUCUGGAGAUGGUGAGUUAAAUGCUGAAACGGUUGAAAAUUCUAAUAAUUGCGAUGACUCUAGUGAAGUUGGUACUAAAGACGAUAAAACAGUGGAUGAUCUUCGUGAUGAAAUAGCACAAUUGAGGCUACAGCUGGAAAAUAAUAAGGAAAGCGGAACAAAUGAUGAGAAGCUGUUGAAAAUACAGGAAGAAAGGGAUUAUUUUGAAUCUCAAUAUAAUACUCUAUUGAGUAGGUUGUCUUCUAUGAAAUCGUUGUUCAGUAAGAUGAAAGAGUCACAGUUAGAAUUGGAGAGUACCCAGGAACAGUUGGCUGAAUAUGAGAGUCGGAAUUUAAGUCUUAAGAACAAACUAGAGUCCCUGGCGAAAGAGAAUGAGGACUAUAAACAGACUGUAAGUGUGUUGAACUCUGAGUGCGAAAGCCUAAGUUCAGAGUGCUCAAAAUAUAAGGCGCGGGCGGACGCUGCGCAAACACAGUUGGAAACCACGUCCUCAAAGCACAAUAAGAGUGUCCAAGAAAAGACCAAGGAGAACCAAAUGCUACAAAGCAAGAUCCAAGAAAUGGCCAUUGUUAUAGACAGCUACAAGCAGGAUCUGUCCUCCAUGAAGGAGGAGAUCCUGGACUACAAGCAGCAACUCGCUCAGCUGCAGCGUGAAAAAGAGCAGACACUAAAGUCUUGCGCUCAGCUAGAAGAGCAACUUGCAGCGGCUACAACAGCACAUGAGCAUGAUGUGAGGACGUUAGAAAAUGAACUCAAAGUGCUGAAGGAGGCAAUCGAAAAGUCCUCGGAAGAGGCAAAAAUACACGAGUCUACAAUCGCAGAUUUACAGCAAAAAGUCGACUUGAUGAAAGAAGGUGUUGCCCUAAAAGAUCAACUCCAGCAGGAAUGCAAAGAACGUGGUUUGCAGAUCGGGAAGCUGCGCCACGAGGCAAUUAUCCUAAAUGAGCAUUUGACCAAGGCUUUAGCCUUGAUUAAGCAUUCUAACAACUCGGAGUCUGUAGAUAAGGAAUUGAUAUCCAACCUACUCAUAUCCUUUGUUUCAAUCCCUCGUGCAGAUCCUAAAAAGUUUGAGGUACUAGAGCUUAUUUCAAGUUUUUUGAAUUGGGAUGAUGAUAAAAAGAUGCAAGCUGGUUUAAUUAACGUAAGUGCAAGCGACUCAGUCAGAGGGAGGAUAGAAAGAAAAGAUAGUUUUGUAUCCUUAUGGGCAGAUUAUUUAGAGAAAGAGAGUCAGAAGUAG
Eremothecium sinecaudum is the source of this 1359-nucleotide messenger RNA. It is a transcript of the gene RUD3, whose product is annotated as Rud3p. Gene Ontology annotation, molecular function: small GTPase binding. NCBI's taxonomy places the organism in Eukaryota, Fungi, Ascomycota, Saccharomycetes, Saccharomycetales, Saccharomycetaceae. Bases 1 to 1359 code for a protein of 452 amino acids. The record is from RefSeq and is a predicted model, not a curated record. Gene Ontology annotation, biological process: endoplasmic reticulum to Golgi vesicle-mediated transport; Golgi organization. The transcript has a single exon. Gene Ontology annotation, cellular component: Golgi apparatus.